Messenger RNA from Cutaneotrichosporon cavernicola, 1227 nucleotides. RefSeq lists its product as uncharacterized. NCBI's taxonomy places the organism in Eukaryota, Fungi, Basidiomycota, Tremellomycetes, Trichosporonales, Trichosporonaceae. Gene Ontology annotation, biological process: intracellular zinc ion homeostasis; zinc ion import into Golgi lumen. Gene Ontology annotation, molecular function: zinc ion transmembrane transporter activity. The coding region runs from base 1 to 1227 and encodes 408 amino acids. Gene Ontology annotation, cellular component: Golgi apparatus; membrane; cytoplasmic vesicle. The transcript has 6 exons. The record is from RefSeq and is a predicted model, not a curated record.
AUGCAGCUCCUCCCUCCUCUAGCCACACUAUCGGCCCGCGCACUCGUCACCCGUCUCCCCCCACGAGGGCUUGACACAGCCCCCGAUACGGCCGUCUCCUCCGUCGCGGCUCUCGUCCUCCUCCGCUGCCUCUGGGCAUUGGGCGCAGAGCUCGGCAUCACACGGAAGGACAAGCGACGAAAGGCCGCGGCAGACGGGCUAGGCGUUGGCCUCGGCGUGCUCCAGACAAUAUGCUGGGGCCUCGCGACGAGGCAUGUCGGCCCACUACGUCCGACCAUGAUCGUCUUCCUCUCCUCUUCGGCAGCCAACGCAUCGACAUUGACAUCACGCGCGGCGAGCGCAGCGGCUAUCGUCGCUGCCCUCACUUUCGUCACGGCGUUUGGGGAUGAGGUGACGGCCGGUUCUCUUGCAGCGCUCGCAGCCAUCUCCGGCGUCGCGGGGAAGCUGGGCGCCAAACGGAGGCGCGAUGAUGGGUGGGCCGUGCCAAUGCUGGCGGCGGCUGUGGCCGGCAGCGCCGUCAUCCUCGUCUUCUCGUCCCUCUCGCUCCCCCUCGGGGCCCUUUCCGCGGUCGCGGCGCUGGCAUCCUACCUUCCCCUCCAUGGGCUGACCUCGCUCGCCCUCCCUUCCCCCAGCGGGCUUGCGUACCUGGCCCUCGCGCAGAUGUUCGCUCUCCCGCCCCGUCCGCCGCUGGUGGACCUCGCGGCCGUCGUCCCAGCCGUCAUCCUCGCCCAGAAGCAGGCCAUCCCACUGAAUGGCUGGGCCUUCCCCCGGUCCACGCCGUCCGUCUCGACCGGCCCAAGGUUCUCCCUCCAUACUCCACUCGCCCUGCUGCCGGCAGCCUGGAGGCCACACCUCCUCACGGUGAUCCGCACGCCGGCGAGCCGACGCAUCUUCGGCUUCUUAUGCCUCAACCUCGCAUACAUGGGCGUGCAGAUGGCGUAUGGAAUUGCGACCAACUCCCUAGGCCUGAUUUCGGACGCCAUCCACAUGCUGUUCGACUGCCUCGGUAUCGGCGUCGGGCUAUGGGCAUCCGUCGCGGCCACAUGGAAGCCAGACGGGCAGUACACGUUUGGCUACUCGCGCGUCGAGACUUUGUCGGGAUUCAUCAACGGCUGCUUCCUCAUCCUCAUCUCGAUCUUCAUCAUCUUUGAGGCGAUCCAGCGUGUGCUGAACCCGCCCGAGAUGGAGACGCGCCAACUUCUCCUUGUCAAAUGGGGAGCAUUCUGA